Molecule: messenger RNA, 6058 nt
Organism: Lytechinus pictus (painted urchin)
Lineage: Eukaryota; Metazoa; Echinodermata; Echinoidea; Temnopleuroida; Toxopneustidae
Product: transmembrane protein 272-like
Exons: 6
Coding region: 128-844 (238 amino acids)
Source: RefSeq, a predicted model, not a curated record
GCUCUUGAUCUUGCCAUUUGAGAACGGAAGAACUUUUUUUGGCGCUGACCCCUCUUCGGCCCUCAGCUAAUUGCCAGAAGAAAAAUAAUUUUUAAGUGACGGGUGAUCGAAAUAUUUGUUAUUUGAAAUGUCUAAUUCUCCAGCACGUGAAACUGAUGAUGUGGAGGUAGGAAUGAGUCUGACAGAUAACUCUCCUCCACCCACCCAUGGGGAGAGUAACAGAGUAGAACUUGAACUUCCACCCCCAUACAGUACAGCUGCAGCAAGAGGUGCCCCACCUUCAUACAGUUCUCUUUAUGGUGACAUGCAGACUGCGAAAGGGGAGUCCAAAAAUCCCUUUGAUUACAUGUUGAAAGUAUGGAAGCUGAUCCUCCGUUUAGCUUGUGUCACCAAAUUUAUGAUUGUGGUCCUGACAGUACCUCUUGCCAUGAUAAUAAUCGGUUCUGUGUUUUUUAAUGACUGCCCCACCGAUAGAAUCAUCCCAAUCGUCCUGAUAGUUUUAGGAGCAGCCUACAUCACUAAGACAUUCAUGGACCUGAGAUCAAGGUUGGAGGUCCGCAAUGAAGACGAGGUCGGGGCCAUCAGGAGGAAAGAUCUUGCCCAAAAGAUUGCAAGCGUAAUCUUGGGACUCUUUAUUCUUGCUUUCUUCAUUGCUGGAAACUACAUCGUCUUCAGUAUCUACAAUGUUGUUGUCAUGGAUGAUGCGGAGAGCCCAAACUACUGCAAUCCGAUCCUCUACAACUUUGCCUUCUGGAUCAUGAUUGUUAUCUACAUAGUAGGUACCCUGCUCUGCUGUUGUGUCUGCUGUGUAGCGGGAGUGGCUUCAUGGAGAGCAGAUGAUUAACUUCAAAAGGAAUCUGGUACCCUUGUUACAACUUGAAGUCUCUACGUUCUCGUCAUUGGCUCUCAGGUUAUUGGCUAUAUCAUAUCAUUUUAUGUUUCAUUCCAUUAAAUAGAACAAAAAGUACAGUAUGUUGACGUUUUUAAUUAAUGAUGUUAUAACUAUCUCAUCCUCUCUAUGUACUGCAUUUGGUGUCUUUUUAGAAAAGGCACUAUAGAAUAGUUAAUGUCAUUAUCAUGAUCAUCAUUAUUAUUAUUAUUAUUGUCAAAGUACAUGUGUGUUUAUGAUUGAGUACUGCAAUUCAUUUAAUGAUUUUGUACCUUAUGUAUUGCAUUCUUUGAGAGGAAAAAAAAUGCACUCGGCGAUUCUUGAUACGUUUGAUGUACAUAACAUUUGAAGUAUGUAUUUUAUAUAUUCAUGCUACUGUAUAUAACUUAUAUAGCAUGUAGGUUAAUAUAGGUUAUAUUUUACAAAGAUACCAAAUCACUCCAAUGUUUCACUUCUUCAGCUCUUUCAAGCCUUGCCUCUUUCAUCAGUCUUUGUGUGUUGAGUUGGCAUGGCAACAACAGUGUCUCGAGUAUGGACUAGUUUUAUUGCCUCCGUUUCAUGAAGCUCUUCUUAAAAGCAAAAUGCAAACUGUGACAGUCAGUUGUGAGAAUAUCAUCAUACAUUUAGGUGUUUAUUCAACUGAAGCUUGUGGGAAAUCGCAAUAUAAAAAAAAGCGAGCAGAUUGAAGAUCACCAACAAAGACGAGCACAUGUGGGACUGUAUGAUCAAAUUCUGGCUUGCCAGCACACAAUGUAUCCACUCUCUCCACUCCCUAGGCAAUAUUCCAGCAAGAGCUUCCAGCUCCAAUUGAUAAUCAUUCUAAAUUGGAUUAAGCAUGAUCCUUCUGGGUUCCUAUUUUACAGUUUGUGGUGAAUUAUAUGCAAUAUACCAUUUUUACUCAAUUUUUAUGGAAACUUGGGUCCCGUUUCAUUAUGUCAUGGGAACAAAAAAUACACAAUUUCUAUAACAAGUUUAUUAUCACUCAAUCAAAUCAAAUUAUUUCAGAAGCUCUAGACUUUAAAAAAAAAAUUGUUAUUAUAACAAGUUUUAUGAAUAUUGGUCCCAGACACUAGUGGGUAUCGUGCAAUAAUUAUUUGGUAUUUCUCCUUGAUUAAUUAUAAAUCACAAAUCAUAUUCAUUUACAAUCAAAUUGUAACAUUUCUGCCAAUAUCUGAAUGUUCUGACUGCCAUUAGUGAUGUUAAAAGCUGAUUUUGCUAUAUUACAUUUUUUUAAAUACAUUGACAAUUAAUACAAGUACUGGUAGUAAUAUUAUUGUACAAGUCUCAGCUUGUACAUGUAAAUGUAUUUUUUGAAAGUUUGUUUUCAUACCAAGUUUUAUGAAAUGGGUCCCAGACACUUGUGGGUAUUGUGCCAUAAUUAUUUGCUAUUUCUCCUUGAGUAAUUAUAAAUAACAAGUUUUAUUCAUUUACAAUGAAAUUGUACCGAAUAUAUGCAUUUUCAAAUUAACUUUUCUGCCAAUAUCUGAAUGUACUGAUACUGACUGCCAUUAAAUGUCGAAAGCUGAUUUUGCUAUUUUAAAUUGUUAAAAUACAUGGAAUGAACAUUUAAUAUUCAAGUUUCAGCUUGUACAUGUAAGGGUAAUAAAAAGCAGUGUAAUUGAAUUAGUUUCAAACAAAGGGUCCUGGGUUUAAUUAACAGCCAUGUCUUUGACUUUUUUCAGUCAUCAGCAUGAAAGUUUUUCACAUUAUUGCUGCACUCAACCCAGGUGAAGUGAAUAGGCACCUGGUGAAAUCCAUUCUUUGAAUACUCUGAGUGGCAGUUGGAGCCAAAUUGAAGGUAAUUUACAUUUGGUUCCAAAGACAGGAUGAAGUUGGGUGCUUUUAUCUUUAAUAGCUGUUGAGAUAGAUACCAUAAUGAUUAAGUACUUGUUUUGGAAAUAUUAAUUGAAUUUAAAGGAUCAAAUCCGAUUACAUUCAAAGACUAAAAAGAGGCCAAACUUUUGUAGUAUGCAUGAGAUUUGUUUGUGUUUUUCCAGAAUAUUUUUUUUUCUAUUUUAAGAGGCUAAUAGAUACAUAGAGGCUAUAAAACAAAAAAUGUUGAACAAGAAUUUUUUUUUGUAUGAUGAGGACAUUACACAGAAAAAACUUGUUUGCAUUUUAACAUUUUUUUUUCCAUACCAUAUCCUGGCAGACCAUGAUAAAAAACAUCCCCAUCCCAAAUUUUGAGGGAAUUGAUCCAUGAAGGACUAAAAUGUAGCCAUACUUAUCUGGCUCUAUUGAAAUCAGUAGAAAUUAACCUGGUUCCAAUUACAAACCAGGGCUGGUAUUCAUGGUCCGGGCUGAAAGUAUUUAUAGCUUACUAAAUAGAGUAGAAUUCACUGAGCAAAAUGCUGAAAAUUUCAUCAAAAUCGGAUAACAAAUAACAAAGUUAUUGAACUUUGAAGUUAAGCAAUAUUUUGUGAAAACAGUCGUCAUGAAUAUUCAUUAGGUUCACUUGUUCUUUUGUAUUUUAUUAUAUGAAAUUAGGUUUAUUCAAAUUUUUUCCUCCAGGAACUAGAAAAAUUGGAUUGACAACUGAUGUAGUGCAUUAUAUAUUUAUUGCUGCAACUUAUUUCAUUAUAAGGGAGACAUAUUAUUCACACAAGUAUGAAAUAAUGAAAAAAUUAUGAUUUUAUGUAAUAACAUAAGAAAACAGAAAGUGGGGAUGUGACAUCAUCAGCCCACCUAAUGAAUAUUCAUGAUGACUGUUUUCACAAAAUAUUGCUAAACUUUAAACUUCAAUAACUUUAUUAUUUGUUAUCCGAUUUUGAUGAAAUUUUUGGCAUUUUGCUCAGUGAAUUCUACUCUAUGUCUUAAGAUAUAAAUAUUUUCAGCCCGGACCAUCCCUUCAAGCCAGAAUUUUAAGUAUAUCACUCAGUGUUUUGUUUAAGUGAAAUACUUAUCCAUCAAUUGUAUAUUUUUGCUCAUGUAAAAGGUUUUGCUUAAAUCUAAGACAGUCACCUACCUGGCCUAAGUCUAGCUCGUUCACAAAUGUCUACUUGAGGCCAACCAUGCUGCUGACUUCACAAUGGUUUUAGAAAACACUUUGCUUAAAGUUGGCUUGAUAAAGUAAAGUUCUCAGAAGUGACUUGAAUACGAGUAUAAGUAAAAUACUUACUCAAAUGGUACUUUUAACUGAAUACUGGCCCAGGUUACAAUAAUUUCAGUAGGUGUGUUAGGUAUUCACUUGACGUUACUUCUAAGGCCACAAGAAAUCAAGUCAUGUCAAAUUUGGUGUGUUGAGGUUUUUUCACCAUUCUAGACUGAAAUGUCAGGAAUAUACUACAAUAUACAAAAAGUAAAUUGAUUACAUCAGGGACGUUGCUAAUUACUUAUAAUUGAUAUUAACUUAUUUUGUACAUGUGCAUAAGAACUAUUUUGAAUUAUAAAAUUUGUUUUGAAGUUAUCUGGAGAAUAGAUACAUCUCUAGUAACUGCUACUGCCUAUAGUGCCUUUGGCUUAAAAGUUUGAAAAAAGCAAAUGAAUUGAAUAUGUUUAUUAUCUAGCCAAUCAUAAUAUUCAAAGCUUGGUAAAAGGAGCUUAGGAAUAGCUAUGUACCAAUCAACAUUAGAUUCUUAAUUGUCAGUUUGUUUAUAUUUAAAAUUUGAUUGCUACAUAUGCACAUAACUGAAUACAACUCGGCACUAUUUAAGUAUCCAACAUUUGUUUUAUUGAUACUUUAAUUAAUUUGAAAGAAGAGUUUUCAACUUACUGAGCUCCACCCCUUGGCUUAAAAAAAAAGAACCCUAGAUCUCAUUCCAGGGGCAUGUAAAAAAGAUGCAAUCACUUGUUUUACUAAGCAUCUCUCUAUAAAGUCUAUGGAGAACCAUGUACAAAAAAGCAAUCGUUCAUGUUAAUUGUAUCCGUUUAUGUUACACCUGCCUGCGAUGACAGAAAGGGGCAGUGGUGUGUAUUGCUUUGCUAGAGCUGCCCAUCUGUUAACAGUCUUAACAUGAAGGUUCAAUGUCAGGUAUACUGUAGCAACACUAGCAAAGAAAGGAAUUGUAUGCAAGCAUAGAAUUCCAGCAAGUACUUAGCUUUGAGAAGUUACAUUGCAGUCUGUAAAUAUGUUAGUGAGGCUAACUGUGAUUGACAAAUGAUGUCACUGCAAGAAUGAGAUCUGAGCUUUCUUUUUCUAAGCAUGAUGAAAAUUAUUCUUUCAAAAACUAAUAAAAAAAUCUCUGAAACAUAUUUGGAUACUUUAAUAGCAACAAUUGAACUGUAUUCAGCACUGACUGAAUAAAUGAAUUUAUCUAUCCAUUUAAAAAAAAUAGUUUUAGUGGUCUUUUAAAAAGUUAGAUAUCUUAUAUUGGUUGCCCUUUUCAUAUUAUAUAAUACAGGAUCUGAUGUUAUACAAUAUGGUAGUUUUCAAGCAAGUUUGACUCAUGUUUGUAAAAACUGAUUUUGCUGGAAACCAGAGAUUGAAUAUUCCACUUUCACCGUCAACCUAUUAUAGAUGAACUGUUUUUUUAUUUUUUUUAUUUUGUGCCUACUUACAUUUCUAGCUGCUAUUUAGCAAGGUGCAUGUUAUGCGGAAAACACAUUUUGAUAUAUGUAUAUAAACAAAUCUUUACUGGUAAAUUAUAUUUGUGCAACAGUAUUUCCUUGCAAAAGGAAAUUAUGCAAUUUGUUUCAUAUUUAUUAUUUAAUUAAUUUCUGUGAAGUGCUUGGAUUUGAAUAGUCUAUCAUAUUGUAAAUGGUUUACACAGAGAUGUAACUCCAGGGAAACAUUUCAUGAAACAAGUAGUUUUCUAUGUGAGCCAAUCCAAUGCGAUGAUUUUGGUCGCUUACUAGUAUAACAAAUAACCAUUUAAGUCACUGACUUUUUUAUGAAAUGCUUCCCAAUAUGUAGACAUUGAAUGUUGUAGGGCAGAUGAAACAAUCAUAUCCAUCCAACCUAUCAACACUAAUGUAAUGAAAAGAACAUUCUUACCAAAAAAUCACAAGAGUAGAUGAACAUGAUACCUUGUAUAUUACUCUGAGUUUCUUUGAAUGUAGUAUGAAAAUGGCAUUUAAGAAUUUAUGUUAUGUUAUUAUCGGAUGUAAGUAUAAUUUUUGAUAAUGCUAUUUUGUACGUUUGAUAUUUUGAUAUAGUAUGGAUCAUAAAUCAUAUUCAGAAUGUUCUAUUACCUUUUUUACAUCUUGUAUUAAAGCCUUUACAAAAAUGAA